Molecule: messenger RNA, 1131 nt
Organism: Monoraphidium neglectum
Lineage: Eukaryota; Viridiplantae; Chlorophyta; Chlorophyceae; Sphaeropleales; Selenastraceae
Product: ubiquitin-conjugating enzyme E2 J1
Exons: 5
Coding region: 1-1131 (376 amino acids)
Source: RefSeq, a predicted model, not a curated record
AUGGCUGCCCGCUGGAACGCGAAGAACCCGGGAGAAAUCCGCGAGCUGCAGCAGGAGGACUCCACAGACUUCAUUGCAGAAGCUAUGGAGGACGACCUAUUUGAGUUUGCGUUUGUUGUCAGGGGUCCCCCAGACACUGAGUUCGAGGGAGGCAUAUACCACGGGCGCAUCUUGCUGCCGGCUGACUACCCCUUCAAGCCGCCGAGCUUCAUGAUGCUCACGCCUAGCGGGCGCUUCCAGACCAACGUGAAGAUCUGCCUUUCCAUAUCGAGCCACCACCCGGAGCACUGGCAGCCUUCGUGGAGCGUGCGGACUGCUCUGACCGCGCUCAUCGCGUUCAUGCCGUCGCCCGGCGCGGGCGCCCUGGGAUCGCUGGACUACACCAAGGAGGAGCGGCAGCAGCUGGCGGUAAAGUCGCGGCAGCAAGCGCCCAGGGUGGGCUCUGCGGCGCGGCAGCGCGUGGUGGACGACCUGCACGGCCGCAUGCUGACGCUGGACGACAGAUCUCGCGCCGCAGCCGCCGCCAGAAGCGGGUCUGAGCGGGAGGCCCCGCAGGCGGCCCUGCGCCGCAUGAGGGCCGAGGUCGAGGCGGCGCACGGCAGCGGCAGCAGCGGCGAGGCGGGUGGGAGCGGCGAGGCAGGCGGCAGCGGCGAGGCGGGCAGGAGCCGCGGGUCAAGCGAUGGCGCGGUGCCCGACGCGCCAGCGCAGCGGUCAGGCGGUGUUAUGGACCAGGGAGCGUUGGCGCCCACGGCGGCGGUUGUGAAGGAUAAGGCACUGUACACAGACGAGGCGGACAGCGCAAGUGCGCAGGACGAGGCCGCGGGCUCUGACCAGCAGCAGCGCGCCACCGCGGCGCAGCGGCGGCGCCCCGGCCAAGGUGCUGCGGCGGCGGCAUCCGCGCCGGCCACUCGUGGCCAAUCCUUUGGCCGCGCGCCGCCGCAGGCGUCACCGGCGGCCGCUCGUGCCCAGCUGCUGGCGCUGCAGCAGCAGCAGCAGGCCGCGGCUGGUGAUCGGGGCCUGACACUGCUCGCGGUGCUGCUGAGCGUGGCCAUAGCCAUGAUGCUGCUCAAGAAGAUCGCCGCGGCCCUGGGCAGCGCUGGACGCGUGGACGCGCUCAUGCACUCCGCUUGA